Erythranthe guttata (spotted monkey flower) is the source of this 414-nucleotide messenger RNA. Lineage: Eukaryota; Viridiplantae; Streptophyta; Magnoliopsida; Lamiales; Phrymaceae. The record is from RefSeq and is a predicted model, not a curated record.
AUGGAGAGUGCAAGCAGUGGGGGACGUGGUGUAAAAGACGAAACUUUUUUACGAAGAAGAUUAAAACUAUAUUCUCCAUUGCAGCUAAUGGCAGGUUUCAAUUUCAAGAAAUGGAAAACCAUUAGUGCUAAAAAUGACAUUAAUAUUAGUGCUAAUACUGCCACGAAGCCUAGUAUUCAUCGUUUGACGGCUAAGAUCGUACGGAAAAGGGAUGUGGUGGGACCGGUAGAGAAGAAGAAGAAGAAGAAGUUGAUGACGUGGUGUCGUGAACAAGGACAGGAGACGAACAAGGAACUAGAACUGUGCAAGAAGAGGAUACUAAUGGGAGAAAAGUGCAGACCCUUAAAUCGAUCUGGUGCUCUUCACUAUGAUGAACACGGAGUUCUCCUACCAGAAGAUCUUGCUGCUACAUAG